AUGUCGGAUAGAACCCGAACCAGAAAAAGAUGUCAAAAUGAAGUCGCUAGUUUCGCUGGCAAUAAAAUUAAUAAUUUUAUAACUAAACUAGACAAUACGUCAAACGAAUUAAAAAAUACAAAUGAAACAUCGUUAAACCAUAUAUUUAAUCAGCAUGAAGAAUUAAUCAAUUCAAUUGACGGUAAUUUAAACCAAGUAAUGGAUCUUAUCAGGAAUAAUAACGAUGUUAAUAAUGAGAACAGCAAUGAUGAUAUCGUAAGCUUUAAAAAAUUUCUUUCAAAAUUUGAUUCAAAUAUCUCAUCUAGUAUCAAUGUUACAGAACUCAAUGGAUGA
Entrophospora sp. SA101 is the source of this 333-nucleotide messenger RNA. Lineage: Eukaryota; Fungi; Glomeromycota; Glomeromycetes; Entrophosporales; Entrophosporaceae. The record is from the annotation of a GenBank genome assembly.